AUGGACAAAAUGGGUCUCAAUGCAUGGCUAUGGGAUGGUCAUAAAGAUGCAGAAUCAAGAUCGAGAACCAAAGUGGGAAGCCCUGUCUCUCCAAACUGGCCAAAAGCAAAGCUCACACCACCCAGUCGGAAAACAUCUUGGCAAGAAGACCUGUUGAGAGAAAAGGAAAGCUCAUCUGACUGGCAUGGUAUAAAAGAUGAAGUUAAAGAAAAGCGUUCAUCGUCAUCUCUCACACCGCCUUCCAACCUUGUUAGUUCAGAUGGAUCGCCCCAUACUCCGUCAUCCAUAGUUACUAUUCGGAGCUGCAGAACUGUCUUUAACUUUGAACCAGAGGUAUGCCGUCGUGCAUCAGGAGUUGACUGUGAAAUGAGCUACCCACUGUUAUCACCACCUCCAAAGAGCAGUACAGAUUUCCGAUGGUUCAAUAAUGAAGAAAACGGGCGAACACCAUAUAAUGCAAAAAAGCAUAUGGGACAUCACCACCACCAUCAUCAUUACCACCAUAAUCACCACAGUAAUUAUGGGGUGAUUGUUUCUGAAAGAAAGGAACCAAUUUCAGCAGUACCAAAUAUGAUCAGUAAAUCGCCAAGUACAGUUGAUUUACACUUUGAAUUCCAUUUUCUAGUAAUUGCUUUUUUGGCAGAAACCAGAAUUAAGCUUAACUAA
Protopterus annectens (West African lungfish) is the source of this 666-nucleotide messenger RNA. Its product is annotated as death-associated protein kinase related-like. The coding region runs from base 1 to 666 and encodes 221 amino acids. The transcript is spliced from 5 exons. Lineage: Eukaryota; Metazoa; Chordata; Ceratodontiformes; Protopteridae. The record is from RefSeq and is a predicted model, not a curated record.